CCCUCCGCACGCUCCCGCAGUCCUGCGUGAGGAGGCGAAGGCGCCUCAGCGCCUCCGCCCUCAGCGCCGCACCCCCGCGGUCUCGCGGCCUCGAGCGCCCCGCCAGCCCCAAGGGCCGCGACGCGGGACUCUUGGGAAGCCAAAAUGCGACAUAAUCAGAUGUGUUGUGAGACACCACCUACUGUCACUGUUCAUGUAAAAUCAGGUUCAAAUAGAUCACAUCAAACUAGAAAACCUAUUAAUCUGAAGCGUCCUAUUCUUAAAGAUAGUUGGCAAGCAUCUGAAAAAAAUGCACAUAAUAACAAAUCUAAGCGGCCCAAAGGACCCUGUCUAAUUAUACAGCGUCAGGAAAUGACUGCUUUCUUUAAAUUAUUUGAUGACGAUUUAAUUCAAGAUUUCCUGUGGAUGGACUGCUGCUGUAAAAUUGCAGACAAGUAUCUUUUGGCUAUGACCUUUGUUUAUUUCAAGAGAGCUAAAUUUACUAUAAAUGAGCAUACCAGGAUAAAUUUCUUUAUUGCUCUGUACCUGGCUAAUACAGUUGAAGAAGAUGAAGAAGAAGCCAAGUAUGAAAUUUUUCCAUGGGCUUUAGGGAAAAACUGGAGAAAAUUGUUUCCUAAUUUCUUAAAGUUAAGGGACCAACUCUGGGACAGAAUUGACUAUAGGGCCAUUGUGAGCAGGCGGUGCUGUGAAGAGGUUAUGGCCAUUGCACCAACCCAUUACAUCUGGCAACGAGAGCGCUCUGUGCAUCACAGUGGAGCUAUUAGGAACUACAACAGAGAUGAAGUCCAUCUGCCCCGGGGUCCUAGUGCCACACCAGUAGAUUGUUUACUGUGUGGUAAAAAAGGAAGAUAUGUGAGACUGGGACUGUCUUCAUCGUCAUCUUCAUCGAGUGACACAGUAGAGCUAAUGGAAAAAAAUUCUCAGGAAUUACACAAUUCAUUAUCAGUGGACAUGAUAGGUGAACCUUCUCAAGCUAAUAGCUAUUCACAAGUAGCCAAUGACCAUCAAUCAAACAAAGAAAAGGGAACUAAUGUUAUGAAGAAAGACAAAGCUAUGGAGUGGUUUACAGGAAGUGAAGAAUGACAUGGUUCAACUAAAGCAACCUGGAAUCAUUAGCUACAAAAUGUCAAACUAAAUGCAAGACAAUGUCAAAAUGGGUCGUUACAUAGUUAUACAAUGUUCUUUAGCUUUUGUUAUUUUUCAAACAUAUGUAAAAGUUAUACAAAUAGUAACAACUAAAAGUACCAAUUUAUGACAGUGAUUGAUAAUAUAAAGUUGUAAUUGGAUACUUCUCUGCCUUCAAAUUGAUUGCUUUCAUCUCAAGUAUUCACUUCACCUGUGGCUUGACCUGCCUCAACCUGACAAGAAAAGCUAGUUUAAAAGAGAAAACAAUUAAGGUCAUAACACAGCAUUAGUUAAAAGGAAGAAGUAUUUAAUAUGUUCCAAAAACAUUACUAACAUGGGUGACCAGUCUAGCAAUACAGGGACAUGUUCUGUAUAGAAAACUAGAAUGUGAUUCUUCUGUGACAGAACAAAAUGCAUACUACACUGUAUAAGUGUUUCAUAAUUUGUUCACAAAAAGUAUUGAAAUAUUAAACCCUGUCCUUUUCCUGUAAGCUCUUUUCUUUUUCUUGUUUGCAUUUGUUUUAGAGCUAUGUUGUUAGCCAGAAUACAGAAACAUUUGCCAGUGAUCACAUAGUAUCCUUACAGAUAAUCUAGCUUAUACCCAAAUGGCUAAACCUGUUUCAGAAAUCAAUACAUCUGAAACCAUUUCCACAGCCUAAUAACGCACACAUACAAGGACCUAAACUUGCUUCCUGGAAGAACUCCAGAAGCACUUUAGGACUUACAUUUUGCAAUUAAUUAACAGAAUAGAAAAACACUACAUUGCAGUUGCUGUACCAAACAAAAACCAACAAUCCCUGAAGAGUAUCUGAUAAUUAUGUGAGUGUAUUAUUGUGUGAAUAUGCUGGUCAACAUACUUAAGAAUCUACAAUACUAUCAAAAACACAAGCAUAAAAUAAAGCUGAAGCUCACCAUCGUUCUCCUCUUGAAACACUUCAUUUCCAAUUUCUUUUUGAGAAUGUAAUUGUAAAUCUGUGUUGAUUUUGACCUGACUUUUGGAGACUGAAUUCCACUUCUCUGUUUUGUAAGGCACACCAAUCAAUCUCUGACUGACUUCACUUAUCUGUUCACAUGAGAGAGCAAGUUCACCGGUUCGAAUCACAUCCAAAAGUUCAAUAACCUAUGUGAUGCUUUCAGAAACGUGAAAUUGUAGGGAAGAACUAUUUCAUCUUUUUUAACUAUGGAUGAGGUUCAGUCUUCCAUGUGUGUGUAUAAAUGUCUGUAUAUGUUCCUGGAGAGUACACCCGUGCAGGUGAAGGUCAGGGGUUGACACUGGGUGUCCUCCUCUACUGCCCUCCACCUAUUUUCUGAGACAAGGUCUCUUCACUGAACCUGGAGCUCACUGCUUCUAUUAGACUGGCUGUGGGCUCUGGAGAUCAUGUCUUCCCUGGUCCAUGACCUCCUUUAGUUACUCUAAUCUUACAUGCUUUGGAUAAAAAUAAGCUCAUUUCACCAUAGCCUGAGUCUGUUUCCAAAACAGUGUCCCCUGGGUUGAUGCCCAUCAUCAGUAGAUCAUUUAUAUCCUAUGACGGAAUACAGUGUGAAUGACUCAUAAAUACCUGUCAAGACCCAUUCUUAUACACCAAUGUCAGGGAAAAAAUAAAAAAUGAAUCAAAAGUGGAUUGGACUCUGGCCCUGCCCAAGAACUAACAUUUUGCUUAAUAA
Molecule: messenger RNA, 2790 nt
Organism: Mesocricetus auratus (golden hamster)
Lineage: Eukaryota; Metazoa; Chordata; Mammalia; Rodentia; Cricetidae
Gene: Spdya
Product: speedy/RINGO cell cycle regulator family member A
Exons: 7
Coding region: 145-1083 (312 amino acids)
Biological process (GO): positive regulation of cell population proliferation; positive regulation of cyclin-dependent protein serine/threonine kinase activity; G1/S transition of mitotic cell cycle
Cellular component (GO): nucleoplasm
Molecular function (GO): protein kinase binding
Source: RefSeq, a predicted model, not a curated record